Mesocricetus auratus (golden hamster) is the source of this 1677-nucleotide messenger RNA. RefSeq names its product bisphosphoglycerate mutase (gene Bpgm). The transcript has 3 exons. Gene Ontology annotation, molecular function: intramolecular phosphotransferase activity. The coding region runs from base 214 to 993 and encodes 259 amino acids. Gene Ontology annotation, biological process: glycolytic process. Lineage: Eukaryota; Metazoa; Chordata; Mammalia; Rodentia; Cricetidae. The record is from RefSeq and is a predicted model, not a curated record.
CUGUCUCCUCCAAUCCGCAGCGCCAUCGGUCCUGCCCAGUCUGGCUGCUGGGCUAGAAAAGAGCGUUGGUGCCGGUGGAUAGAGAUGAAUCCUUGCUGGCGUCCGCGGCUCGGAGUCGCUGAGGAGCGGCUGCUGUUGGUUUCUUUGCCGACACAGUGCUGUUCUUGACCAUUAUCCCAUUGAGAACACCAGGGAAGCCCAGCCACCGCCAGCAUGUCCAAGCACAGACUUAUUAUACUGAGACAUGGAGAGGGUGAAUGGAAUAAGCAGAACCGAUUCUGUAGCUGGGUGGACCAGAAACUCAACAGUGAGGGACUGCAGGAGGCUCGGAACUGUGGGAAGCAACUCAAAGCCCUGAACUUUGAGUUUGAUCUGGUCUUCACCUCCAUUCUCAACAGGUCCAUUCACACAGCCUGGCUGAUCCUGGAAGAGCUGGGGCAGGAAUGGGUUCCUGUGGAGAGCUCCUGGCGUCUCAAUGAGCGUCACUAUGGAGCCUUGAUUGGCCUCAACAGGGAGAAGAUGGCCCUGAAUCAUGGUGAAGAGCAGGUGAGGCUCUGGAGGAGAAGCUACAACGUUACCCCGCCUCCUAUUGAGGAGUCCCAUCCCUACUUCCACGAGAUCUACGGGGACCGGCGGUAUAAAGUGUGCGACAUAGCCCUGGAUCAACUGCCACGUUCAGAAAGCUUGAAGGAUGUUCUGGAAAGACUUCUUCCCUACUGGAAGGAAAGGAUUGCUCCUGAAAUACUAAAGGGCAAAACCAUUCUGAUAUCUGCUCACGGGAAUAGCAGUAGAGCCCUCCUGAAACAUCUAGAAGGUAUCUCAGACGAAGAAAUUAUCAACAUCACUCUUCCCACCGGAGUGCCGAUUCUGCUGGAGUUGGACGAGAACCUGCGUGCUAUUGGACCUCAUCAGUUCCUGGGUGACCAGGAGGCCAUCCAGGCAGCCAUUAAGAAAGUGGAUGACCAAGGAAAAGUGAAGCAAGGCAAAAAAUAAAACUUACCCGGUGUGGCCAGGAGCCAGUGCCGGAGUGGUGUUCAGUGUGUUGCUGCGUGGGUUUCUCCUUUCCCCAAUGCCCCCGUUCUCCCAAGGCUAGGCUGUGUGGUAGAGUUUCUGUAGAUAACCGGGUAAUCUAUCAUGGCCCAGAUAAGACCUUAGGAUGCUGGAGAGCUUUUGACUUAAGCCUAUGCUAACCUUUCUGCUACUCCUGUUUGAAUUAAGUUAUCAGUGGGGUUUGAUCAAGGCUGUUUUAUGAGUUUUGGAGACAGGAGAGUAGCAAGUGGAGAUCAAAUUGAUUAUCACCUAACAAGUCAUUACUGAGUUACCACUGACAGGCACUGUUCCAGUGAGCAGUUCACCUUUUCAUUUAGUAGUUCUGAGAUGAGUGAAGACUACUAGGUAGUACUGUGGUAGUUUAGACCAGAGGCCCCUCAAAUGAGAACGCCACAAACAGAUCCUAGGGAAGAUAGCCGAGCAUCACAAUAGGGCAAGGAGCUUUAAUCUCUCCUAGCCCAGCGCUGCCCUGCAUGCCAUCAAUGGAGACGGUCUUCAGCCACUAGAAUGAUCGGGACAUGCACAGCUGUGGCUGUUUAUAUCCUCUUUCUGUUUCAUUUUUAGUUUUUGAACUUUAAUCUCUGGGUACUUAACAGUUAGUUUAAAAUAAAGUUUUGUGAUUGCAAA